AUGGAGUCUAAUCUGAAUCUUACGCUGUUAACCAUCCAAGACGUUGUCUGCAAAACUUCGUCAGCCAGAACAGCGGUUUAUUGGACACUUUAUGUCACCAUUGUACUGACGACGGCUUCCUCAAUUGUGCUGACACUACUGCUUAACUACUCACUAAUGCGGCUGCAAGGCGCAAACGUCGGUACCGGCUUCGUCAUAGCCAAUCUGGGGCUGUUCUUCUCUGUCUGCCUGCUCAACAUAUGUGCAGGCAUCCUGCCGCUAACUCUAGAUCUGCACGUGACUACAUUUUCCCUUAAUAGUGGUACAAAUUAUUAUCUUCUCGCCAAUCUGUACAAUAAUGUAGAAGUUGUAAGCCAGUACACUCGUCUGCUGCGCGGCUUUCUUUUUGCCUGCAUCCCAUUCUCUGAGUACAUUCUGGUCCGCUUCUGCAAGCUUCUCGAGACCCCAGCAUUGAUGGUUUCAUGCAGUUAUGCGAUUUUCGGAAGUUAUGCCGUUGUCAUGGCACCAUUGUGUUUCCUCUCCAGCGACAACAAACGCUUCUCCGUGUGUAGAGGCCCGUUUGGAGGAACAUACAUUGUGCAGCAGGUUGUAGACUCGAAAGCUUGGACCAGAUUUAUUCUAGUCAAGAUGUUAGAGUUCGCCUUGACAAUCCCCUUCGGGGUAGCCUGCAGAUUACUGACCCUGAUAUAUGCCUAUCGCAUAGGUACCAAUGUUGUCAGCCCGACAGGUCGGCUGUCUUUUCUCAAGACUCAGACGUAUUCCCUCAUAGUUAUGAUUGCCGGUUAUGCUUGUCUACUAUCAUUUGAGGUGGUUUUUGAGGGUCUGGAGCUGUUUUCCAACGGCUACCAUGGAUUGGCCUUUAUUUUUCGAGCCUUUACGGACAACCUUCUGCAAAUAGUUUUCAUUCUUAUCGCUAGUUCGGAGUUGUCAUUUCAGAAGGUCAUCACCUCCAGCAGGGAGGAGAAUAGAGUCUUCCUCAAUUUGGCUGCCUCUGUGGAAGCUGGCCUGGAAUGGCUAGCACGCAGACUCGGCUGGGCAGAAUGCCUGGUGCCUUAUUAA
This is a messenger RNA of Protopolystoma xenopodis, 1059 nucleotides long. The record is from the annotation of a GenBank genome assembly. Lineage: Eukaryota; Metazoa; Platyhelminthes; Monogenea; Polystomatidea; Polystomatidae.